Melanotaenia boesemani (Boeseman's rainbowfish) is the source of this 2794-nucleotide messenger RNA. RefSeq names its product biotinidase (gene btd). The record is from RefSeq and is a predicted model, not a curated record. NCBI's taxonomy places the organism in Eukaryota, Metazoa, Chordata, Actinopteri, Atheriniformes, Melanotaeniidae. The coding region runs from base 180 to 1736 and encodes 518 amino acids. Gene Ontology annotation, molecular function: hydrolase activity, acting on carbon-nitrogen (but not peptide) bonds, in linear amides. The transcript has 6 exons.
GACAUAGCAGCGUUGCUUUUUGUGUAUAAACUUACAAAACAAACACGAUGCUAUUUCGCAAGGAAUGUUCUGAUAACUUAUUAACGAAAACAAAUCACGAGACGACUCUACCUCAUAGAGGACUUUCGAUCUCUCUAGUUUACAGCGGAUAGUAUUAAUUAAUUCUCUAGAAAAGCAAGAUGUUUUUAUUUAUUGUCUUUGUCAGUGUUUAUUUUGGUCCAACGGAGGCUGCUGCGGACUCUUCGUACAUUGCAGCCGUGUACGAGCAUAAAGUUAUCCUGAACCCGAAUCCCCACGUCUCCCUAUCCCGCCGAGACGCCCUCCGACACAUGCAGAUAAACCUGGAUGUCUACGAGCAGCAAGCCGCUCGGGCUGCGGAGCAAGGUGCCCAGAUCCUGGUGUUUCCAGAAGACGGUAUUCAUGGCUUCAACUACACUCGUUCAUCCAUCUCUGGCUACCUGGAAACUGUUCCUGACCCUCAGAAGGAGAGCUGGAACCCCUGCACAGAGCCAGGCAGAUACAGCAACACUGAGGUUCUCCAGCGAUUAAGCUGUAUGGCCCGUCGUUACAACCUUUACCUGGUAGCAAACAUGGCUGAUCUGCAGCCCUGUCCCCUAAAGACAGACCCCUCCUCGUCCUGUCCCUCUGAUGGACGCUGGCAGUUCAACACCAAUGUAGUUUUCAGUUCUGAUGGCUUGCUGGUGGCGCGCUACCAUAAACACAACCUCUACUUUGAGGAGGCCUUUAAUGCCCCUCCACAAGUUGAAGUCAUUACAUUUGAUACACCUUUUGCUGGGAGGUUUGGCCUCAUCGUCUGCUUUGAUAUCCUGUUUCGUGAGCCUACAGUAACCCUGGUGGAAAGGGGUGUGCGUCAGCUGAUCUUCCCCACAGCCUGGAUGAACCAGCUCCCCCUACUGGACACAAUCCAGUUUCAGCGGGCAUUUAGUUUGGGUGCCAACAUCACUCUGCUGGCUGCCAACAUUCGUAAUGACCGACUCAUCAUGACAGGAAGUGGUAUCUACACCCCUUUUUCUGCCACCUACCAUCAUGCCCAGAAAGGCGACCCAGAGGAAGGCAGGCUUCUGGUGGCCAGGGUGCCAGUUUUAGACCCACUGUGGGUGGGACAGAGUACAGCCACAGAGGAUAAAUUGGGUGGGGGUGAAUCCACAUCAUCACCAGUGCUUACAGACUCUGGUUACUGCCACAGAGAAAACUGUGCUGAUCCUUCUCCGCCAGCUGCUUCCCCAGUUCCUCCCUCCCACCAUAUUUUCACCUCAUCCAUGAUGUACGACCCGUUUAAAUUUGUCCACAUAAACAGGACAGAGGGCGAACUCAGUGUGUGUGAUGGUACUUUCUGUUGCUACCUUCAGUAUAAGUGGAUGGCACAAGGCAAAAGGAAAGAGCUCUAUGCACUAGGAGCAUUUGCAGGGACACACACUGUGAAUGGACGUUACGCCCUGCAGGUAUGUGCAGUAGUUCGCUGUGCAGAGUUGGAGGCUAGCUCCUGCGGACAGGAGGUAGAAGAGGCAGAGUCUAAGAUGGACUUCCUGUUGGAAGGGAUGUUUGAGACCAGAUAUGUGUACCCAGCGGUUCUGGCACACCGCCUGGUCCUGGAGCAGCCUGAGAAGUUGGAGAAAACUGCAGAUGGGAGAGUGUCAAUGAAGCACUCAAAUAUGACCGGGGGCUUGGUCACCGCAUGUCUGUAUGGACGAAUGUACCACCUGGACAAUGUAUGAGUUUUUAUGUAGAUGCAAAGCAAACCUGUGAAAAUAAAAGCACAAAAAAGAACUAAAAAAGCACCCAGUGAGCCAGCCUCCACUAUGGCAUAACUCCCUAAUUUCAAGUAGUAAGAAAAGAUUUUUGUCCACUCCUAAAUUUAUAUAAAUUCAGUCAGGAAGAUUUUACAUUAUCUUGCUUACAACCAGCAACAAUCACAUGACUAAAAUAAAUGACAAAAAUCAGAUUUAGAUUUAGACCAGUGAUAUUUAUUUGUUACACAUUCUCUGUCAUAUAUAAACAAAAAUAAUUCAAAAACAAAUAUUUCAUUCAUCUGUUACUUAAUCUUUACAAACAUUGCACCAAGGAGCAUCCAACACCUGUCUGAAAUUUGCAUAUACCUAAAAAAAAAGGCAAUUUUCUAUGUCUUUUAUCUUAUACACACAAACACACACACAAACAUGCAUUCACACACUGUCUAUGUUUACAUAACAGCAGUAUUCUGAUACUAAGACCUUUCUCUGAAUAAGACUGCCUUGUAACAGCAGUUUCUGAAUAUUCUAACCUGAAUAAUGCCACAUGUGGAUAAAGUAAUAAUUCAGUUAGGCUUAUUGUUUAAUUUGAUUACAGUAAAUUGCUUAAUUUGCUUUUUGCAAGAACACUGCUGCAUGUUUUGAGCUUCUUUUUAAAAUAUUUUAUGUCUGUCACAUGAUCUGGCAACACCUGCUCUGGUUGGUUCAGAUAAGAACAGGAAGGCUGUGGUGAGAGGAAAUGAAGAAGAAACCCAAGCAGGUAAUAAAGCUCCUUAUGAUGUGGAUUUAACAAAGGAUUUGGUUGGACGCAAUUAUUGCUGUUGCAAGUUUUGUAAUGUACAUGGGAAUAUAAAUGAAAUAUUCUAUUUGGAACUCAUAGUAAUGAUACCUGAACUACUGGCUUAUCUAAAUUAAGGUCAAUAGUCAGAAUAUUAAUGUGCAUGUACACACAACCAGUGUCAACACUUCGCCCAUCUCCAGUACAGAACACAGACAUCAAAUUCAAACACUGUUUCCACAAAAGUUGGCAAGUUUUCUAAAAGAAU